Messenger RNA from Baudoinia panamericana UAMH 10762, 1965 nucleotides. RefSeq lists its product as uncharacterized. NCBI's taxonomy places the organism in Eukaryota, Fungi, Ascomycota, Dothideomycetes, Mycosphaerellales, Teratosphaeriaceae. The record is from RefSeq and is a predicted model, not a curated record. Gene Ontology annotation, biological process: nuclear pore organization; spindle pole body localization. The transcript has a single exon. Gene Ontology annotation, cellular component: spindle pole body; nuclear pore transmembrane ring. Gene Ontology annotation, molecular function: spindle pole body-nuclear membrane anchor activity. Bases 1 to 1965 code for a protein of 654 amino acids.
AUGGUACCCACCGCGCGGCCGUACAAAGACUUCCUCACCCCAGCUCUGCACCGCCGCUUCACCAAUGCCGCCCUCCUCACUCUUGCCAUCUGCUGGCUCGAGGCCACGCUCAUGUCCUCUUCCCGCAGCUGGCUGUGGUUUUGGAACCCUUUCGGUCUGACAGGCUUCCGUAUGAUCCUACUCUUCACGCCGGCGCUUGCUGUAUUCAUUGUGCGGGUCAUGAACAUGCAUGUUGGAUCGCGGACGACGACGUCUGCCGCGGAGACUGUGCUGCAGAAGCUUACAAGCGUGCGCACGUUUGGCACAGUUGGCUGGUACAUCUUCAGCGCCUGGUUCUUUGCGGAAAUCUACAUUUGGUCAAGGAGCGCGAAGGCGGGGUUAUCGUGGGUUGACGUGGGUAGCGAUUACGAAAGGGCGAGGGUGAAUGAGAAUCCGAUCUUUCUCAGGAGCGCCCUGGUGUGCUUGGCGGUUUUCCAAUCGGGCCUGCACUUGUGGAGAGAUUACGAUCGAGUAUGUAUCGAGGAGGCGGAAAACAGGGAGCACCGGCAGGAGGAAGGUGCUGAGGUGCCUUCACCACCAACACUGCUUAUGGCGCAGAUGGACGCGAUUGGCAUCCGCCUCGCCAAGCUGGUGUUCCCGGGUAUUGUGUUCAGUCUACCCAUCUAUUUUCUGUUCAUCCGGAGAGCUGCGUGGGACUACUUCGCUUACCCGGUGGCAAUGGUCUUGCAGCGAGAACUGCAGCCCAAUACCGGACCAGUGGGCUUCAUCCAUCUAGGCUCGCUCGUCUGGCAGACAGCAAGUUCAGCAGCCAUGCUUGUACUACUAUGGGAGCUGAGCAACGCAAUCUUCACUGUUUACGUUUCGCAGGCUCCGCUGAAGAAAGGGCAACCGCUUACGAACGAGAUCAAGGACGCAAGCGGUGCCAUCAUCUCGAGAAGCAGAGAUCCGAAUGGCAGCUUGAUUCGCGGCCUCAAAGCGAAGAAAGAUGUACCCCGAGCUUUCGCCUUCUGGGAGCUGUAUAUCUUGUGUACCCGCUUCGAAGCGAGACGCAGAACCAUCUUCGCCGAGGUUGAUCGGAAAGACGGCUCAACCUGGAGCCAGGUGAGCAGACAUUGUCUGGCCGAGAUCAGUGCCAUCUCCACACGAAUCAGAAAAUCACAGGAGCCGACGCAGCAGGCGGCGAGCACCCAACCGCAAGGACAACAACAAGGAGCCUUGUCAACACAGCAGAGUCAGCAAUCGCUCGGCUUACCGCGGAUUGCGCAGAAACAAGUUGUCAAUGAUCAGAACGUCGUGCAGAAACCGAUGCGCAAGGCCAACGCGGCCGACACGAUCGGCAAUAUGGCGCGCUCAAUCGGUCAAAGUCCCGAGAAGAACAAUCCCGUGGUGCAGUCGUCACGGAAAGCUAUCGAAUACGGCAUCGAGCGCGCUGGGGGGCGAGAAGCAUGGAGUCCGUCCGGCUUACAGAAAGUGGUGGAGGAACGCGUGGUUACGGUUUUGAAGAUGCCGGUGGGUGAACCGUUCCGUCAGACGUUCGCACGGACGGUGAAAGCGGUGGUGUUCGGCGUGCCGUACAGUGACGAAAUCAACAUCAUCCACGCGUCGAGAUCGUUGGCCAAGCUCGUGGUCUGUACUUUGCAGGAAGACAAUUUCGGGCAGGCUUCCAAAGAUGUGCCGAUUGUUGUCCGAACGUAUACUACGGUUCUGCAAGACAUACGCACAUUCGUCGCCACAUUGAAGCCGCAUUGGAGUGAUGUGUACUUCAAUGACCGGGAGCGAGACAUAGAGAACAACGAAGGCUUAAGAGAGGUGCGGGAAGUUGCGGAUGUGCUUAAGGAGGGUUUGCAAGAAGUCCUGCUCGCUUUCGGCGAGUAUGCGAGCGCAGUCAAUCUCAGCAGGAUGGACUUACGGUUAGCAAAAGAAGCAAUCGGGCAGGGAGGGAAAGAGAUGGAGAAAGUUCGGUGA